Messenger RNA from Gadus chalcogrammus (walleye pollock), 1505 nucleotides. RefSeq names its product nitrilase 1 (gene nit1). Gene Ontology annotation, molecular function: hydrolase activity, acting on carbon-nitrogen (but not peptide) bonds, in linear amides. The transcript has 7 exons. The coding region runs from base 333 to 1346 and encodes 337 amino acids. NCBI's taxonomy places the organism in Eukaryota, Metazoa, Chordata, Actinopteri, Gadiformes, Gadidae. The record is from RefSeq and is a predicted model, not a curated record.
UUGGAAGGGUGUUGCUUGAGUCGGCUCAGGACCCCGGUAGUACGCCUUGAUGGUGUCCUUGUGUUGCCUGUAAAGAAAAAACGAGUUAAAUGCACCAUAGAUCGUUUAUCUGCAACUGACACUGAAGAUGCAAUUCUGGAUUUCUGGAUUAAAUUAGUUAUAUGGACGCAUUUAACCAUCAACAGUGACAAUAUAUAAAAGAGCAGUGGAGGGCAGCAAUACGCCCUAAGUCAAAUCUAUAUUGUUUCGAGAGUAGACUUUCGGAAAUAAAUUAGAAGAAUAAGAGGAUCUGCCUGCCAUCGGCACUUGUGCUUGAACUUAAACCCUAUGCUAUGGCUUUAAUGAACACUCAUGCACCCCAAACCAGCUAUUUAAAGUGUUUAUUCAGAAAGCAGGCCAGGCAUUUUGUGACGUAUUCGACUUGGAAAUCCCUGACAAUGCAAAACAGGAUGUCCAGUACAUCCAACCCAGUGGCUGCCGUGUGUCAAAUGACGUCCACGCCUAACAAGGAGGCCAACUUCUCAGUUGGCAAGAGGCUUGUGGAGGCAGCCAGAGAGGGCGGUGCGUCCAUGGUGUUCCUACCAGAGGCCUUCGACUACAUCGGAUCCAGCCGAGACGAGACUCUGGCCCUGGCCGAGAGCUUGACCGGCGACACCAUCUCGCGAUACACUCAACUAGCCAGCAAGAUGAAUGUAUGGCUGUCCCUCGGCGGCUUUCACGAACGAGGCCACGAUUGGGAGAACGACCGACGGAUCUACAACAGUCACGUCAUCAUCAACGACCAAGGCUCCUUGGCGGCCGUGUACAGGAAGUCCCAUCUGUUUGACGUGGAGCUACCCGGGAGGGGCGUCUCCCUCAAGGAGAGUGCCUUCACUAUACCCGGACCCGCCCUUGCACCUCCUGUACAGACUCCCAUUGGCAAGGUGGGAUUGGGUAUCUGCUAUGAUCUGCGGUUCCCAGAGUUAUCAUUGGCUCUGCAGAGACAAGGGGCAGACAUCCUGACCUACCCGUCCGCCUUCACCGUGGCAACGGGCGCCGCCCACUGGGAGGUGCUGCUGCGCGCGCGGGCCGUCGAGACGCAGUGCUACGUGCUAGCGGCGGCGCAGGUGGGCCGGCACCACACCACACGCGCGUCGUGGGGCCACGCGCUGGCCGUGGACCCCUGGGGUGCGGUGGUGGGGGACUGUGGGGGGGGAGAGAAGGAGGGGAGCGGCAACGGGGGAAUGGUCCUGGUGGAGGUGGACCUGGAGAAGGUGAGGGAGACCAGGAGGAACAUGCCGGUCCAAGAGCACCGCAGAGACGCUGGCUUCUACCGUGGGCUGGAGGCCGCCGUGGACAACACCUGAACUGUCGUUUUGUUUUUUUAUAGUGCAUUCAUUCAAUCAUUCAAUUGUAUUUCAUUGUAUUUAUGUCAAAUUAAAUCAACUCUUGAUUCACUUUGUCUGUUCGUUUUUAAAGUUUAAUGUUUCGCAAUGGCAAUCCUUGUAUAUCAAGACAUAUUUAAA